Colletotrichum abscissum is the source of this 303-nucleotide messenger RNA. RefSeq lists its product as uncharacterized. Lineage: Eukaryota; Fungi; Ascomycota; Sordariomycetes; Glomerellales; Glomerellaceae. The record is from RefSeq and is a predicted model, not a curated record. Bases 1 to 303 code for a protein of 100 amino acids. The transcript has a single exon.
AUGGCUUGGUGUACCGGGCCGUUGACACCAAAAGUCCCAAAUGCCGAUUAUGAACCUACCUCAAUUCGGAUAGUCCAUCUGGAAGAGUCGCACUGCCCAGCCUGCGGUAUCAUUCGAUUGCAGACAAUCAGUCUAUCGAUGCCAGGUGAUGUCCAAUGGCGACCUUCCUUUCGGAUCCGGGCAAGAUGGGAACGAGAGGUCGGCAAUUGGAGAAUUCAGACAAUUACGCUUGUGAUUGGAUGUUUUGGGGGGAAACUGGAGGAGAGGCAGCUUUUGUGGGUUCCUCAACCUUGUCUUGUGUAA